Molecule: messenger RNA, 1395 nt
Organism: Beauveria bassiana ARSEF 2860
Lineage: Eukaryota; Fungi; Ascomycota; Sordariomycetes; Hypocreales; Cordycipitaceae
Exons: 1
Coding region: 1-1395 (464 amino acids)
Source: RefSeq, a predicted model, not a curated record
AUGGACGAUGACUUGUACGCCGCAGACGUGCCGCAGUUGAGUCCGUUUAGCCGGAUGCCGCACGAGCUUCUCCUCUACGUCGCGCGGCAGCUGUCUGUGGCUGACCUCGGCGCGCUGCGGCUCGCCAGCCAGCAUCUAUCAAGCAUCCUGCGUGUGCUGCUGGCGCGCAAGGAAUUUGUGGGCGUGCCGUGGCGGGACAAUGCGGCGCGGCUGGAUGCGCUCUCGCGGUGGCCCGAGUGCGCGGCGCAGAUUCAGCGGGUGCGCAUACGCUCUCGCGCCGUAUACGAGGACGAGGAGCUGUUGGCGUGGAUCAGCGGCGACAGAGCAGGGCCGGAGAGCUUGGAAGCCGCGUUGUGGCCGACGAUCGCGGUGGCGCGACGCCUCAGGGCGCAUCCCGAGGAGAAGCGCAUCGUGCCGCUUAGAGCGGACCUGCUGUGCGAGGCACUGUGUCGGCUACCCAAGCUGGAGGAACUGACGCUCACGUGGGAGCGCUUUCCGUUUCUAUCGCGCGCGGACUUGGGCCUCGACGCCGAGCUUCUGAACGGCGGCGGCGGCGACGAUGAUGCGGAUAGUGAGCUCAGGCGGCAGCUCGCUUACACGACAAGCGGAUGGCAGGUGGAAAUGCUCGUGGACCUCGCGACGGACAUGCAGCCUUUGCGCGCUCUAAAAAUGGCUCCGUUUGCGCUCGACGCCAUGGAUCAGGCCAGCUACCUCCCCCUCAUCGCCAACCUCUUCAACUCGCUCGUGCAUCUCGACUUGCAGCUGACGACGGAUGCGCAGCGCGCGGAUCCCAGCAUCCUCAGCAAGCUCGAAGACGUGCUCGAGAGUGCGUGGGUGUUGCGCGAGCUACGCCUCGACCUUGACGACCGCGGCGGAGAUGGCGAGCGCACAAGGCAUCACCACCAACAUGACGACUUCCUCCCCCAGACGCACCUCGCCAACCUUCAGUCACUGACCCUUGUGCGCGCCCACGUGGCUAGCCUGCGGGAUUUGGCUGCUUUUCUGCAGCGCCACUCGCGGACGCUGCGUAGCCUGGAGCUGUGCGACGUGCGCGGGGGCUGGCCAGGCACCGACGGGGCCGCGGCGUCGUGGGAGGAUGUCUUUCGCACGGUGCGGGGGGGUUUGCUCAAGCUGGCGCGCGCGAGGCUACGGGGAUACUUUGCGGAUCAUGCGCGGGAGAUUGCCUUUUGGGUAGAUGGAGAGAAGGAGGAUAAAGAAGAAGUAGAGGGGGAAGGGAAGGAAGGGAAUGGAUCAAGGCAUGGGGAAGGAGAAAAUGGAGAGGGAACCUCGCACGCACCGGAGAUGAUGUCCGGCGUGGAUCCGGAGCCUUUGGAGAGGUAUCUGAUGCGGCUGGGUGAGUUUCCGACGCUCAAGUGGAGAGAUGUUCAUGUUUGA